GUGGUGAUCGGAGGCAUGUUUCCCAUUCACAAGCGCAUCGCUGGCCAGGAUGGCAACACCUCCAGGCUGCCGGUCUCUUCUGGAUGUGAGGGGUUCAAUUACCGCACCUUCCGCUGGACUCAGACGAUGCUGUUUGCCAUCAACGAAAUCAACGGCAGGGAAGACCUGCUGCCCAACACGGACCUGGGCUACGUCAUCUACGACUCCUGCUUCACCAUCUCCAAGGCUGUGGAGGGCACGCUCACCUACCUGACCGGGCAGGACGAGGCUGUCCCCAACUAUCGCUGCGGCAAUGGAGCCCCCCUGGCAGCGCUGGUGGGGGCCGGGGGCUCCGAUCUGUCCAUCGCCACUGCCCGGAUACUGGGUCUCUACUACUUUCCACAGGUCAGCUACUCCUCGUCCUGCUCUGCUCUCCAGAGCAAGUUCCAGUUCCCAACCUUCCUCAGGACCAUCCCCAACGACAAGCACCAGUCCAGAGCCAUGGCCCAGCUGGUGCUGCACUUCGGCUGGACCUGGGUGGGAACCAUCGCCGCCGACGAUGACUACGGCAAGUACGGCAUCAAAGACUUCAGAUCCCAAGUGGAGGAGGCCGGUGUCUGCAUCUCCUUCUCCGAAACUCUCCCCAAGGUCAGCUCUCCAGAAGCCAUCCAGCGCAUUGUCAGAACCGUGGUGGAGUCCAGCGCCAAGAUCAUCGUGGUCUUCUCAUCCGACGUGGACCUCAGUCCUCUGGUCCAGGAGCUCCUGCGCCACAAUGUCUCCGAGCGCACGUGGAUCGCCAGCGAGGCCUGGGUCACGUCUGCUCUGAUCAAUCAGCCGGGGGUGAGCUCCGUGCUGGCUGGCACGCUGGGCUUCGGCGUGAGGAGCGCUCACAUUCCUGGGCUGGAGCAGCACCUGCUGGACCUUGACCCUUACUCCGACCCUCUCACCGAGGAAUUCUGGGAAACCAUGUUUAAUUGUACGCUGGACUACGGUAAGGCUCUGAGAAUGGCAAAAGACGGCGUCGGAGAGAGGAAGGGGACGUGGCCCCGGGUGGCAGGGGGGCGUCCUGAGGGCCUGUGCUCGGGCCGUGAGCUGCUGGCUCAGCUCAACAACACCUACUCUGACGUCUCCCAGCUGCGGAUCACCUACAGCGUCUACAAAGCUGUGUACGCCGUCGCUCACGCCCUGCACAACCUGGAGAACUGUGCUCCGGGUGGAGGGCCGUUUCAUGGCAACAGUUGUGCCGACAUCAGCAACUUUGAACCCUGGCAGCUGAUGUACUACGUCAAGAACGUCCAUUUCAAAGUGCCUCACACGGAUGAGGAGAUCUUCUUUGAAAAUGGCGACGUGGAAGGCUACUACGACAUCAUCAACUGGAGCGUGGAUGGUAACGGGGAGAUUUCCUACGUCACCGUGGGCCAGUAUAACGGAUCAGCCGCGCCGGGAAGUCAGAUGACCAUCAGGAAUGACUCCAUCCUGUGGAACAGUGACCGGCUGCAGCCGCCUCGAUCGGUGUGCAGCGAGAACUGUCCGCCCGGGACCAGGAAGGGCAUCAGACAGGGCGAGCCGGUCUGCUGCUUCGACUGCAUCCCCUGCGCCGAUGGAGAGAUCAGCAACACCACCAAUGCUCGUGAGUGCUUCCUGUGCGGUGAGGAUCACUGGUCCAAUGACGCUCAUGAUGCUUGUGUGCCAAAAAUCAUCGAGUUCCUGGACUUUGGGGAACCUCUGGGAAUCACUCUCAUUGUCAUCUCAGCUUUCGGGGCUCUUGUGACAGUGUCAGUCGGGGUGGUGUUCGUGCUUCACCUUGGCUCUCCUCUGGUAAAAGCCAACGACUCUCUGUUGAGCUUCUCGCUGCUCUUCUCCUUGGUGGUGACCUUCCUGUGCUCCAUCGUCUUCCUCGGGGAGCCUCGACACUGGAGCUGCAUGACCAGUCAGGUGGCCCUGGCGCUGGGCUUCGCCCUCUGUCUCUCCUCCAUCAUGGCCAAGUCCCUGGUCCUGAUGCUGAGGGCUCAGGUCCUGAAGACGGCUCGCUCCAGAGCCAAAGCCGCCGCCAAGGCCGCCAAAGCUGCGGCAGAGGCGGCAGCGAGCAGCGGCGGCCCCGACGUCAUUGUCACAAACACCAACCACAGCAGUGACCUGCCGGCUUUCACCAGACCUGAGGUUGACGCCCUCACAUUUGCCCAGCAGAGGGCCGUAACAGCCGCAGCCACGUUGGUUCAGGCCGUGGCUUGCACAGUGUGGCUCAUCAUCCUCCCGCCCUUCCCGGUCAAGAACACGUCUGCGCAGAACAUCAAGAUCAUUCUGGAGUGCGACGAAGGCUCGGUGGUGUUCAUCUGCUGCAUCUUCGCCUACGACAUCCUGCUGGCCCUGCUGGCCUUCAUCUUCGCCUUCUUGGCUCGCAAGCUGGAGGACCACUUCAGCGAGGCCAAGUGCCUCACCUUCGGCAUGCUGGUCUUCUUCAUCGUCUGGAUCUCCUUCGUGCCGGCCUACCUCAGCACACGAGGCAAGUUCAUGGUCGCUGUUCAGAUUUUUGCCAUCCUGGCCUCCAGCUUCGGCCUCCUCAGCUGCAUCUUCCUUCCCAAGUGCUACGUUCUUCUGAUCAAACCGGAGCGAAACACGGAGGAGAUGAUGCGGCCGAGAGCCAAACCUCGUGACGGAUCGUCGACUGGCACCUCGGCCUCCCUGGCCACCGCUGCCACAGAGGUCACGGCCACCAGUGCCUCCACUAACCUCGAUGAUUAA
Molecule: messenger RNA, 2721 nt
Organism: Synchiropus splendidus (mandarinfish)
Lineage: Eukaryota; Metazoa; Chordata; Actinopteri; Syngnathiformes; Callionymidae
Product: vomeronasal type-2 receptor 1
Exons: 14
Coding region: 16-2721 (901 amino acids)
Biological process (GO): G protein-coupled receptor signaling pathway
Cellular component (GO): membrane
Molecular function (GO): olfactory receptor activity; G protein-coupled receptor activity
Source: RefSeq, a predicted model, not a curated record